Molecule: messenger RNA, 1251 nt
Organism: Bathycoccus prasinos
Lineage: Eukaryota; Viridiplantae; Chlorophyta; Mamiellophyceae; Mamiellales; Bathycoccaceae
Product: 26S protease regulatory subunit S10B
Exons: 1
Coding region: 1-1251 (416 amino acids)
Biological process (GO): positive regulation of RNA polymerase II transcription preinitiation complex assembly
Cellular component (GO): proteasome regulatory particle, base subcomplex; cytosolic proteasome complex
Molecular function (GO): ATP hydrolysis activity; ATP binding; proteasome-activating activity
Source: RefSeq, a predicted model, not a curated record
AUGACGACGGAAGUGGCGGUCCCACCUCCACCCGCAGGGAGCGGCGAAGACGGCGGCGACGGCUCGGACCCGAGGAAACAACAAGCCAUCUCCGAUUUCACGAGAUUAAUGCUCCAACACAAAGAGUUAGACGCACGAGUACGGAAUUUACGCGCAGAGUUGAAAGAAACCAGACUACAGUUUGAUAAAACAGAACGAGAUUUGACCGCGCUCCAAUCGAUGGGGCAAAUCAUAGGGGAAGUUUUACGGCAGCUGGACGAGGAUAGGUUCAUCGUGAAAGCGAGUUCAGGACCGAGAUAUAUCGUCGGGUGCCGGUCGAAACUCGAUCGAGAGAAGUUAGUGAACGGGACGAGAGUGACGUUGGAUAUGACGACGCUGACGGUUAUGCGAGCGUUGCCGAGAGAGGUGGAUCCGGUGGUGUUUAACAUGUUGAGCGAGGCGCCAGGGAAGGUGGAGUAUUCCUCGAUUGGAGGGUUAGGGGAGCAAAUUAGGGAGUUACGAGAGAGCAUUGAGUUGCCUCUGAUGAAUCCGGAAUUGUUUUUACGGGUUGGGAUUGCGCCUCCGAAAGGAGUGUUGUUGUACGGCCCGCCCGGCACGGGGAAGACGUUGUUGGCGAAAGCGAUUGCGAGCAACAUCGAUUGCGCGUUUUUGAAAGUCGUUUCGAGCGCUAUCGUAGAUAAGUACAUCGGAGAAUCUGCGAGGUUAAUCAGAGAAAUGUUCGGGUACGCGCGAGCGAACGAACCGUGCGUUAUUUUCAUGGACGAAAUCGACGCCAUCGGAGGGAAACGAUUUAGCGAAGGGACCUCGGCCGAUCGCGAGAUUCAAAGAACGUUGAUGGAGUUGUUAAAUCAACUGGACGGCUUUGAUGUUUUAGGUAAAGUAAAAAUGGUCAUGGCGACGAACAGACCGGACGUUUUAGACCCGGCGUUGAUGCGUCCGGGACGGUUAGACCGAAAAAUUGAAAUCCCGUUGCCCAACGAACAAGGACGAGUAGAGGUGUUAAAAAUCCACGCCGCCGGUAUAAACAAACACGGCGAAAUCGAUUACGAAGCGGUCUCAAAAGUCGCCGAAAACUUUAACGCCGCGGACAUGCGAAACGUGUGCACCGAGGCAGGCAUGUUCGCCAUCAGAGAAGAUCGAGACUACGCGACGCACGACGAUUUCAUGAGAGCGGUGAGAAAAUUGGUCGAGGCGAAGAAAUUAGAACCGACGGCGAGUUACGACUCGUCGUUUAAAAACACGGACAAGUAA